This is a messenger RNA of Contarinia nasturtii (swede midge), 4649 nucleotides long. Its product is annotated as RING finger and SPRY domain-containing protein 1-like. Gene Ontology annotation, molecular function: ubiquitin-protein transferase activity; protein binding. The record is from RefSeq and is a predicted model, not a curated record. The coding region runs from base 2117 to 3703 and encodes 528 amino acids. Lineage: Eukaryota; Metazoa; Arthropoda; Insecta; Diptera; Cecidomyiidae. The transcript has 11 exons. Gene Ontology annotation, cellular component: cytoplasm.
UAUCGUCACCGCUGUUAUUGACAAAUUUGCAAACGACACUUGUUAAAACCACCAAAAUAAAAUAAAUAAAAAAAGAGUCACCGAUCACAAAUUUUAUUUUUGUGAAUAUUUUAGACAAACAUAUCCCGGUUCUUUUUUUCGUGCACCUUAUUCAUCGGAUUCGAGUGAAACGAGCUCAUUCACAGUGCAACGCUUAUCAAGACAACACACACAUUCCGAUCGUGUCUUCUCACCGUCUCGUAGUAAAAGACGAAAAAAAUGUUCCGAGAAAAAUUGUAAUAAAAAGGGAGUCAAUCGGACGAAAUCAAAAUUAAACAUCAUCACAUCAAAACACACAAAUACAAAAUAAACAUACAAUCAAAGUGCAAACAAAUACACAGAUACAUACGCACGCACGCAACGGCAACAAAUCAGUGGUCGAAAAAUCAAAAUAUACAGAGCACGCAUGUAAAAGAGAGUGAAAACGGACAGUCAAAGGAGAAAGAGACCGCAAACCGACACCGAGUGAAAUAGAGUGAUGUGCUGCAUGAAAGUGGAAACGAGAGUGGAAACGUGAAAACGGAACAAAACGCAACGACGAAUGGUACGCUGUUCGAUAUCGUUUAGUGCAUGCAUAAAAAGACAACAUAAGGUCUUUUGUUAGACACUUUCGUGCACAUCAAACAGACUACAUCACAUUUCACGUACAACAAACGCAAACAUACAUAACAUCACAUACACAAACACAAUCACAUAUAACUCAGAAAACGAGUCGUAGGCAAAGCAAAGUAAAUGAACGAAGCGGAGAAUAUAUAGAAAACAUUGUGUGGUUCGAGAACAACACAUUGAAACGCAUUUAAAAUGUCAUCUGUCAACGAAGAAAAUCCUCAGCAUUUUUGAUAGUCAACCAAAAAGAAAAUUCGAUUCGACAUUUAUUUCAUCGAGAAAUUCCAACUCUCCUUCAUUCUUCAGUUUCUUCGUUACGAUUUUUCGGUUUUUGUUAUUUUUUUUUUAAUUCCACAAAAUUUGUUCCUUUUCGCCGAAGCCAACAAUAUUCAGUGAAUAAUUUUCAGUGGCCAUUUAGUGUGUAUUUUUGUUCUUUCCUAUUUAAACCGAAAGAAGAAAAAAAUAUAUAUAUAUUAGUUUAAAACGUGUAUUUUAUCGCUUUUGUAUUCUUCCGUCUUUUUUUCCUCGCAACAAACACAUUUUUAGACUGAUUUAUAUGAUUCAACUCAUUUUAUGUUUUAGUUUUUUUUUGUACUUUGAAUGUGAAUUUGAAAACGAAACGAAAGAAAAGUGAUUAUUGAUUUACUGUUUAAAUAAAUUUGAAGCCAUUUCUAUUCGAUAAAUAUUACUGAUUGGAAAUUGCAAAAUCGGAAUUUAUAUAUAUAAUCAACGUGAUUAAGAGCCGUCGCACAGCAAAUGACAAUGAUUCAUCGUACAAUUGCAAUCGGCAAAAAAUCAUUUUGCAACUAUUAUUAAACGGAUAAUCGCAAGCGCACGCGAAAGAACACGCAAAUUAAAAUAACAACAAUAGCAAUCAUAAUAAUUGUGCGGUUGAAGGUUUUGAGUAUGUGUUAAUCAGUUUUUCUUCCUUAAAUUCGCAUAAUCGUUGCAAGAAAUUUUUAUUUACCACAACAAAAUAUCUGUGGUCACAAGUUAAAAUACAGCUACUCUAGCAUACUCAUUAAUAUGGAAUUAGGUUCGUAGUUAACAUGUGAAUUAUCGAAAAUAUUUGCGGUGAAACAGAGUUAUUUUGAACGCGUCAAAAGGAUUGACAUGACAAAGGAGUGCAAAGACUGUGUUAGUACGUGACAACGCAAUACAUAUAAUAUAUAAACCACAAAUUAUCGUACACAACUUUUGGAGAGAGAGAGCGAAAAAAAACUAAAACGAACCACAUACAAAUUAGAUUGUUUGGCUGAUUAGCGAAAUCACGAAACAUACCAAAAAGAAAGAAAGAAAAAGAAGAUACCGAAUAGACUGCUAAACAAGAAGAAUUUUUUUUACGCAAAUUUGUUUGUUUGUAUUAGAAGAUAGCCCUAAUUGAACUGGAAACUCAAACGCGCACGCACAUUAAACUUUAUACGCAAGUACUUAUAAGAAUAUUUUUUUGGACUGACCGAAACAAUUCGAAAUGGGAGUAUGUUUGUGCAAAAGUAAAACAUCGGACGAUCUACCGGAUAAUUUGUCACAGAGCGGCCGACAUAGUACGGAUUAUGGAAGAAGUUUUGGCCGACACGCAGAACGAUGCGAUGAAUCGUUAUCCGAAACGGUUGAUCGUUUGGUUAAGGAAACCCUCAAAGUGAUCGGCACUAUUGUGGACAACGAACCUGAACCACCCAGCUCAAUGGUACAAUUACAUGACAUAACUGAUAAACCAAAUGGAUGGAUUCAAUUGGUAAAAUCAUUGAUUCGUGUCGUACCAAUUGAGCAUGCGAUGGGGCCCAGUGUCAUAACCUUAUUGUUGGAUGACAGUCCUUUACCCACAAAAGAUUCAGUCCUUGAGGUGGCUGACAUGAUAUCAUACUCGCUCAGACGUACUCCGCGUCGAGAACGAAAUUUGUGUGUGAUUUUAGGUUGUCUGGCAGAAAAACUAGCAGGACCAAGCAGUAUUGCGGUGUUGUCCGAGAGUACAUUGAGUUAUUUAAUAGGCAAUUUGGAUGAAGGAAUCUACCCGGAAGUGAUGCUAUUUUCAAUUAUUGCAUUGGAAAAGUUUGCACAAAAAAGUGAAAAUAAAGCUACCAUUAAACGUAAAUUGGCCAUGUUCCCAGAGAAUCCAUUAUUAAGACUUGAACGACAUGCAAAUAGCGAUGACUAUACACUCAGACAAGUUGGCUAUUGCGCACGAUGGUGUCUCGAUAAUUUCUUUAUAAUCGAAGGUCGAAAAUAUUCUUAUGAAGUGGUUGACGUAUCUAAUGUGAAUGUAAUGCUGAACACCCGUGACGUAUCGGAAUAUUUGAAAAUUUCACCGGAUGGUCUGGAGGCGCGCUGUGACGCAUAUUUGUUUGAGAGCGUUCGAUGCACAUAUCAAGUUAAUUCAGGUUGUUGGUACUAUGAGGUAACGAUCAUCACACCGGGAGUUAUGCAGAUUGGUUGGGCCACCAAAGAUUCCAACUUUUUGAGUCAUGAAGGCUAUGGCAUUGGAGACGAUCCAUAUUCGAUUGCAUUCGAUGGUUGUCGUCGACUCAUAUGGCAUAACGCAAAAUCGUUGCCACAUGACCUUCCAUCAUGGCAAGGCGGUUCGAUUCUUGGAUGCUUACUAGACUUGGAUGCUCAUGAAGUGAUCUUCAGUUUGAAUGGUGUUGAGGGCGGUGUUCUUAAACAAGUGUUUGGUAGUGCCAAAGAUGGAUUUUUUGCAGCAGCAUCGUGUAUGUCGUUUCAACAAUGCCGCUUCAAUUUUGGCAGCGAACCGUUCAAAUAUCCACCAAAGAGUCGAUCAUUUGACAGCUUUAAUUCACAUGCAUAUCUAAAGGACCAAGAUAAAAUUGUGUUGCCGCGCCACUUAUUCCUCGAACAAUUACGAAAAUUAAGCGUUCGUGAAGAUUCAUGUACAUUAUGUUUCGAUUUGAAAGGCAUCGUACGAUUGGAUCCAUGUUCACAUAGGGGUUUUUGUAUGACAUGUGCGAUGCAACUGCAACACUGUCCUUUGUGCCGUGCAGAAAUUGUAACAAUAGUAAAAGAGGAGAGUGACACACCGACAUCAGAUGACGUUUUAACGUGAUCGACGCCAUUGAUGAUCAUCGAAAACUAUUUUGGAUCGAAACUUAAGCAAUAACAUUUCAGUUGAUCAUCUCAACAAUCACAUCGCAAAAAAUCAAUUUGAAUAAAAAAUUAACGAAAAAUGCCUAAUAUACAUUUGAAUAACGCUCAUUGUGUCACACACACAUACACAUUAUACACCACAUACACCCUCAACGUAGUUGGAUUCACCUAUCAGCUAUAUGAAUACACACACAUACAUCAGGAAAUAUGUCAUCACUUUUGCAAAUCUUUGACAAUAUUGCGCAAUUUUUUUUUUAUUUCGAUUUAAUUGGAAGAAAAAUAUACGACGAAAACCACAUUUUUAUGAACGCAAUGCAAACAAUAUAUUCAAUAUAACUAUAUAUCAAGGUGGAAAGCGAAGAACGAUUCCCAUAACAUCAUAGAAAAAAAGAAAGAAUAUUAGAAAUAGUUAAACUAUAUAUGCAAAAAAACGACAAAUUUGCGCACAACUUUAACCUCAUCGGCCUUUGAAAUCCACUAUAAUAUGUGAUCGCCUCAUUUUUUUUUUCUUCAUUGUGACAAACAAUGCCAUACCUUAUAAAUGAGGAAAAAAACAGAGUAUAUAUAUAUGUCCUCAAAUGAGUAUUGAAUGUUCAUGAAUAAUUCUAAAUUAAAAUUGUAAAUCAUAUUUAAUUUUUUAUUUUUUUAAAAAAGAAGGAAAAGAUGACAAAGAACAAAAGUUCGUCCCUAAACUCUUUUUUUUCAUCUGUCGACUGGCGCUAAGUUUCGAUUGUAAACAGUGGAGCUAGUACCUAGCCAUUACAUUACAUGGAACACACGCAAACAAACCACAACACACACAAAAAUAUUGUACAUAUUAUAUUUAGACAUUGAUUGAUUUAGAUAGAAUGUAAAUUUACCGAACAUUUAUCAAUUAAUAAUAGAUUGUAAAAGUGACAAAUUUA